Messenger RNA from Thunnus maccoyii (southern bluefin tuna), 3400 nucleotides. RefSeq names its product C1q and TNF related 12 (gene c1qtnf12). The coding region runs from base 390 to 1355 and encodes 321 amino acids. Gene Ontology annotation, molecular function: hormone activity. The record is from RefSeq and is a predicted model, not a curated record. Lineage: Eukaryota; Metazoa; Chordata; Actinopteri; Scombriformes; Scombridae. The transcript has 8 exons.
CCCCAACAGAGCAGAAAGCGUGAAAAAUCUCACUAAUGGGUUUAUUUGCUGUCAGAUCUGCGCCGAUCUGUCAUACCCUUGGACCAUUCUGCUUGACACAUUUCAUAGUUGAGUAAGCCUCCUGGCUUUCUGGCUAGAGUUAGCAGUGCCCCUGCAACGUUGUGCUGGCUGAGAGCUCAUCAAGAGGGGAGCAACAGCGGCAGCAAUCAGUCUCUUGGACAGGGAGUCCCUGAAGCUGCAUUCCUCCACUCUCCUUCCACCCGUUGGGACUUUGUGUUUGUGAGCCUUGUGGGCAUCUUCAAGCUUCUGACUAAUCACACGGCGGUUCCUCCCCAGAAGAUUCAGGUUGUUUCUGCAAGGAUCCUGGUGCUGAUAGAAAGAGUGUGAAGAUGUGGUGUGGGGCCGGGCCUCUGGCUGUGGUGGCUGCAGUUUUUUGGACUCAGUGUGUCCUUCUGGAUGGGGUGGAUGCCAAGAAGGAGAAAAAGAGGCCAAAGGAAGCCACCCCACAGCACACAGAGACGUACAACGCUACUCUAUCCAACAGUGAGGAGGUCGGUGGAAGCAUCAAGCAGAUUUCUGAUCAUCAGAGAGUAGAUCCACUAGGAUCAUGGAUGGACUUUGUCAAAAGACCUGUUGGCAACUUCCCUGGAAAGUGUCGCAAACGGAAACGACCCCUGCCGGGCCCACCUGGUCCACCAGGUCCUCCAGGCCCACAGGGACCCCCUGGCUCUCCUGGGGCUGAAGUGACCCAGGAAGUUCUUCUCCAGGAAUUCAAAGAUAUGAUUAAAGAGGCUACAGAGAGGAGAGCAGCAGCAUUGGACAGACAAACCAGCCCCAGCCAGCUACCUAUGGCUCUCCUCACCCUGGAGGGGAUGACCUCUUACCGACGAAUAGAGGAGGCUUUCCAUUGCAAGCUCAAGGGACCCGUGCUGGUCGACAAGAAGACUCUGGUGGAGCUCCAAAAUUUUCAGACACCGCCGGCUAAAGGAGCCUUCCUCAGAGGGUCUGGAAUGGACCAGUCAACCGGGAGAUUCACAGCUCCCAUCACAGGGAUCUACCAGUUCUCUGCUAAUGUCCACAUCGAUCACAAUGAGGUGAAGAGGAGCAAGAGUCAGCUCAAGGCCAGGGACAACGUUCGUGUGCUGAUCUGCAUUGAAUCACUCUGCCACAGAUACACUUCACUGGAAAUGAUUGUUGGAUUAGAAAGUAACAGCAAGAUCUUCACUGUCAGUGUACAGGGGCUGCUGGAACUACAGGCUGGACAGUACACCUCCAUAUUUGUGGAUAAUGCAGCCGGCGCCUCCAUAACAAUACAGAACGGCUCUGAUUUUAUGGGCAUGCUGCUUGGUGUAUAGCCUCACACGUGAACAAGGCAUCAUCCAAGCCAUCCACUAUUAUUUUUCUCAAUGGACUGCUAAUGAGCACCACCACACAACCACGGGGGAGGUUUGAAGGAAGGAAGUAAGGCUUAUAUGGACUUGACUGCUCGUCAGAUAGUGAAAGGACAGUGUGAAGAACUCUAGGACUGAGUUUGUUUUUCACAGUGCGCUGCCACUUCCCGGAGGAACUUGGAUGCCUGUCGCUUCACCAAUAGAAUAACCUGAAAAUAAAGCAGUAUGUGAAUAUGUCUAUUACAGUAUAUUGUCAUGGUUGUUGAAGACCUUUGCGCUAAACCAAAUAUCAAUGUUUUUUAUGUUCUCUGUAGAUGUUGGAAGAGCUAGGGAACAUGAAACAGUGUAUUUUUGUGUUUAAUGUAUACUGACAUGUUGAUGCUUUUGUUGUGUACACACUCAUGAACUUUAGUUAUUUUUCUCAAGGAUUUAAUCUCACAUUUAUAUAUGUUAUAUGGUACAUAGACUCUGUGAGUACACUGGACAAUGGACAAUAGACAGAAUAUGGCCUCACAUGAUGUUGGAAAAGUGAUGUUCCAUAUAUGUAAAAAUUACACAUUUUGUAACAUAACUGUUAUUAGCAUUUUUAGCUAUGCUAGCAGCAUGGCUCUAUAGGGAUGUCAGUGUUGGCCUGUCGGUCCACUUACUUUGGUGUAAACAGAAAUAUCUCAGUAACUACAAUUUUAGCAUGCUAACACUCUAAACUCAGAUGGUGAACAUGGUAAACAUUACCUGCUAAAGAUACGCAUGUUAGCAUUGUGAGUGUUAGCAUGAUGACAUUAGCAUUUAGCUCAAAGCACUGCUGUACCUGAGUACAGCGUCAAUGAGCUGCUAGCAUGGCUAUAGACUUUUAAGGUGUGUUCAGAAAAUGGAUGUAUUAUAAGAAUUGGAUACCAAACUCAAAGAUGUUCAGUCGAAUGAGAAUGAGCCCGCCCGCAAGUUCCCGCUUAGCCCAUAGACUUUACAUGGGAUGACAUCACAGAUUUUAAAAUCGCUUUUCUAGGCUUGAGGACAGUUUUACAAAUAUAAAACCUUCAUAGAUUAAAAAUUCAUAAUAGAAAGAGUGAGAGUUUACCUUAUUUGCAGUUCCAGGUGAAAGAGAACAGUCUCUUUCAUAAUGGCCGCAGGGGAUUUUUUUUUCUGCAAUACCGCGAGUAGCCACUGGGACAAAUUGGCAGCAAGGCUGAGCAGCAGCGUCAUAUCCCGUUCUUGUUAUACAUCCAUUAUUCAGACAGAACGCAAAGUGAAGAGUUUGACCACUGCAUCAUUUGUAUUUAUUCACCCUUAACAGUCAAAAUACCAACUGUAUGUUGCUAUAAGCUAGCUAGCAACGGAGUGUGCCUUAGUGUUUGUGUUCAGUUCAGCCUCUGACUGAACUCACCAGAUACUCCGGUUCUUUCUGUUAUUUCCCUCUAGUCUCUCCUUUUUCCCUCUCGUCUCUGUAUGUUUAUGAAGCAGAUAGAUAGAUCAUAAAGCCCCGUGAUACACACACAUUUUUCAUACAAGUUGGAACAUUUUCAACUCACGCUGACAUAUAUUUGCAUCCAUUUGUGCUGUCCUGGGUGAAUUUAUGUCUAGUCACGUCUUUGCAUUGACUUUGUAUGUAAUCGCACCACGUCUAAAAUUUGCUUUGUGUUCUGUCUGAACAUCCAGUUAGUCUCGUUUAAACGUGUCAAACAAAUCCAGAUACACCUUUUGACUGUAAGAGAAGACUCCUUUUUACAGGCCCAUUUGUGUUCUCAUUUAUCACUUGUUUAUUUUCACUGUAUUUUAUUCUUUUCUUUGCAUAUAGAUAUUUGUAAUUUAUCAUAAGUGAUACACCAGUAACAUUGGGAAGCAUUGAAAUUUGAUAUGGUAUUUAUGUUUGAGAAAAUGUAUCAAUCGUGUUGAUUUACAGUCUCGUGGACUGUUGAAACCACAGAUUACUGCAAGAAUAAAGUUAUAUCUUUUUACUAUUUUUUUAUUACUCAUAAUAUGCUGUAAUUUGAAAUUAAACUCUUUAAAAUCUU